Molecule: messenger RNA, 2123 nt
Organism: Phyllotreta striolata
Lineage: Eukaryota; Metazoa; Arthropoda; Insecta; Coleoptera; Chrysomelidae
Source: the annotation of a GenBank genome assembly
CAAAAUUUCUUGAUUGUUUAGGUUAUUUUUAAAUGAUUUAUUUACUGUUAUCACUAUAAAAUUACAUCAAAACAUUAUUCCACAGUAAUGGAAGUAAGUCCUCUCUCUAUUAUAUUAGUGAAAUCGGAUAGUAAAGGAGAUAGGCUGCUUUUUCGUUAUCCAUUUCAAACCCGAUGCAACGAUGAACCCUCAAGCAAAGGAAGAAAAAAUCCCUACACUCUUCCAGUAGUAGACGAUUUGCUACAGAGUCCCAAGCAAUCAUUUUCAAACAUAAACAAGGAGAAUUUAACAGGUUUAACGGACGAAGUGCUAUCAUCACUUUUUGCAGUGAAAACUGAACUGUGUAACAGAAAGUUCGAAUUAAAAGUAAACGAUGUUAGGUUCGUCAGCCACCCGACUUUGUUGCAGCUUAGAAAUAAACAAGAAAAGGAAGAUGAUUCCGGUAUGCUCGUCAAUAUUGUGUUUGCCUUACAGGCACUGGCUAGUCAUUCAGUAGUUAAUUGGAAAAUUUUAGUUAAAUGCUACCACGAUUUGAGCAAGAGGAUGGGUAUAGUAUUAAAAUACGAAGAGAAAAGAUGCGGAUAUGUUUCAGAACAAACUCAAUUAAUGACAACAGCUCACGAUGAUGGAUACACGAACGGCUCUAACAGUGCUUUUCAAAUCAUUCUGGAGAAAUGUUCGCUUGCUAAUAACAUUAAGAAAAUGUACGAUGAUCUUUGCACAACUGGUCUCGUUAAUCUAAGAAUUAAUAGAUGGAUACCGCUUACUUUUUGUUUACCGCAAAAAGUGCAUCAGUGGCAUAUAAGAGGAAAAAUUGUGGAACCCGAAGACAUCGAUAGAUGUUUAAGCGCGUUAAGGCCAUACCACAGCUUAUUACUGCUACAUCCGUUGCACCAGAAGAACGAUUUUACCUCGCUAGAUGGCUCUCCUGGUUUAGACAGAAUGUUGAAUCAAUAUUCUCCUCUAAAAAAUCUACAAACUCUAGCGGCCGAUUCAGAUCUAACACUAACCCACGUGUUCGAGCUGACUGCACACCUCGUGUAUUGGGCCAAAGCCACUGUGAUUUUCCCAAUAUGCUCGACGAAUAAAUACGUCAUAUCCCCUAACGCGCCGAUUCACCUAAACUCCCCGUUACUCGAAAAAUUCAGCGACACCUUUCCCGGCUCGAAUCUCAUAAGGACCGUCGGCGAAUUUUCCCUGCCCUCUUCGCUGAGCCAGAAGUGCAAUCCGCUGUGCCACCCAUCCCAGCAAUCCGAGUUAGUUAAAACUAUUAUUUGGCUUUUGCAGCACCAUCUGUUGCUGCAGCUUCACACUUACAUUCAGUACAUGCCUACUGACAACGGCCCUUUGUAUAGUAAACGUGGGAAUAAUAAGAGUUGUUUGGCUUCACCUUCGUCUAGAAGUAGCGCUGUGGUAAAUAGUUUUCAGUCGAUUUCGGCUGAAAGAACGGAGUCUGAGAGUGGCGCUUCUACAGUUUCCGAGGUCACCGAAAUCUCAGUGAACAAAAAUAUAGUAUUAGAAAAUGUUGGUUUCGGAACGACCGAAGAAGACAAGCAAGACUAUCAAGAAGAGUUGCUGUUGGAUUUCCCGGAUGAGGAGAGGAGUUCCAUAUUUAAGAUUCCCGCCACAAACACGCCGGAGGAUCUCAAACUGUUCGCUAGGUUAUGUAGAAAAGGGUAUUUCCAAGGGAACCAUCACGUGGAAGAGAUAAUGUACUUGGAAAAUUUGAGAAGGAGCCAAUUGAUGCAGCUGUUGGAUAAAUUUAGGGAUGUUUUGAUAACGUACGAAACCGAAGAUCCGGCAAUAGCGAUGUUUUCUUGCUCUUCGUAGCCUCGAGAAGCGCAAAAGUAUCGAGAAAAAGACUUGUUGAACAAUUUUGUAGGUAUAUUUUUUUAUAAAUUUGUAAUACCGGUGCGUAAUUAAUUAGUUCGAGUAUAGAGAGGUUAGUGCAGAUGUUUUUAAAACCUACAUUCCACUAAAUUAAGAAACAUUUACGAUUUAUGUAUCUAUCUAUAUGAUGUUUAUAUAUCGUUUUACAACCAUUUCAAUGUUUACAUUACUCAUGAUUUUAUGUUUGGUUUUAUUAUGAAGAAAUAUUUUUUUUGUUGAUUAUCAUGUAAAUU